Molecule: messenger RNA, 3062 nt
Organism: Helianthus annuus (common sunflower)
Lineage: Eukaryota; Viridiplantae; Streptophyta; Magnoliopsida; Asterales; Asteraceae
Product: filament-like plant protein 7
Exons: 6
Coding region: 250-2871 (873 amino acids)
Source: RefSeq, a predicted model, not a curated record
UACAUAUAAACAUAUAUGUUAUGUGUGACGACUGUGUCAUAUAUCGUACAGCUUGCAAGCAACACUACAUUUACUUACACACACUCUCUCUCUCUCUCUAGAAACUAGCUCCACUUGUGGCUUCUUCUUCUCCACUAUUUUAAUCUCUGCUCUGCUUUUAUUUUUCUUCACCUAUUGCUCUGUUGACCGUCGGUCCUAUGUAAUAUAAGUUUACUCGUACAUUAUUUAGCACAAAGACUUUUGUUUAAAAUGAUGGAGCACAAAUCAUGGCUUUGGAAGAAAAAAUCAAUUGAGAAGACGAUGAUUGCAGCUGACAAGGCGGGCAGAGGGAAUGAUGACGAGUUGCAGGGAAUUUUGGCCUAUGAGGCUGAGCUUGAGAGAAACUUGAAUAUUACAAAUGAGAAGCUUUCGACAGCGCUUGCUGAAAUCAAUGCUAAAGAUGACAUGGCAAAAAAACAGACAAACAUUGCACGAGAAGCCAUUCUAGGAUGGGAAAAGGCGGAAGCGGAGGUUUUAGCACUUAAACAGGAACUGGAGAAAACAACACAGCAGAUGGUAGCCAGUGAGGAGAGGUUAUACGGCGUGGACGCAGCAUUAAAGGAGUGUAUGCAGCAGCUUCGUUUCGUUCGUGAAGAACAGGAAAAUCGGAUUCAUGAUGCGGUGAUGAAAACAUCACGAGAAUAUGAAAAAACGAGAAUUGCUUUAGAAGAAAAGUUAUCAGAAUCUAAUAAACGUCUUUCCAAAUUAACUUCUGAGAAUACUCAGUUAACGAAUGCUCUUUUAUCGAAAGAAAAAACAAUUGAUGAACUACACGCAGCCAGGUGUCAGUUAGAUUCCGAUUUAAGUGCGGUUAUGAGUAAAUUGGAGUCAACGCAGAGAGAUAACGCUUCGUUAAGUUAUGAAGUUAGAGUGCUGGAGAAGGAGCUGGAGAUCAGGAAUGAAGAGAGAGAUUUCAACCGACGAGCUGCUGACGUGGCACACAAACAACACCUUGAGAGUGUGAAAAGGAUCGCAAAGCUGGAAACCGAAGCGCAAAGACUACGGAUCCUUGUACGAAAACGGCUGCCGGGCCCCGCUGCUCUGGCGAAAAUGAAGAACGAAGUUGAAAUGCUGGGAAGAGAUCCAACGGAAACUUCUAGAAGAAAGUCAAACCCGUUUGACCAAACUUCGGAGAAACAAAUUAACUUUCUAACUGAACAGUUGUGCGCACUAGAAGACGAGAACAGAGUUCUUAAGGAAUUCAUCAACCGAAAUACAAACGAGCAGUCAAAAAGUCAAACUUCUAGGAGUCUUGUCAUGCAUCAUGAUUUUCCGAUACUUGCUUCAUCUUCUGACAUAGGUAGUGAUGAAAAGGCUAGUAUGGCUGAGUCGUGGGCCCCAUCUUGCAAGACGGUUGAGGCUUCGGAUAUUGGUCUGAUGGAUGAUUUUGUCGAGAUGGAAAAGUUGGCAAUAGUUUCUGUUGAGAAACCGUUAACAACUUCUAAUCUCGUGUCGGAAAAUCACUCGGACUGGGUUGAAAAUAUAUCAAAAAUUAUUUCGGAACAUUCUAGAAUCACACAACGACGUUCUAGUGAUGUGAUUGAAGAUAUCACAGUUGCUCUCACACAAAAAGGCGAUGAUAUUCCCCGUAAAUCUAUGAGCAAUGAAGUGUUCGGUUCUGAUAUGAACAGAUCGAUCGAGAGGCUGAUUGAACUAAUUGAAGGGCUCAGAUUGUGUGGGAAGGAUGAUAGUUCGGAAACACCAACGGGAUACACGGUUCGUGUUCUUCAGUGGAAAACUAGCGAGCUUGGUGCGGUUUUAGAGACGUUUCUUCAGAGUUGUGUGAAUUUGCUUAGCGGGAAAGCGGAGUUGGAAAAUUUCACCAAAGAGUUGACUUUGACUCUUGAAUGGAUAGUCAACCACUGUUUUUCACUUCAAGAUGUGUCUAGCAUGAGGCAUGAAAUGGAGAAGCGUUUUGAUUGGGACGAAACUCAGAACGAGAAUGAAGCGGAUAAGUUGCAACUGAAGGAAGAAACGAAGAAUCUGAAAGAUGAGCUGGAAAGAGUGGAACUUGCGAAAAUGGAUUUGGAACGUAAACUCGAAUCUGAAAUUAGUAAGAGCGAGAGUAUGAUUGUUAAACUCGAGGAAUCAGAGAAAAUGAUUGACGGUCUGAAAGUGGAGGUUGAGUUGCUAAAGCAGCAGAAGGAUAUAAUUGAAGAUCAAAUGAAUGUAGAGAUGAAGGUGAAAGAAGAUCUUGAUGAACAACUCAUUGAGGCCAUUGGUGAUUAUAACGAUGCAUGUAAAAUAAUAUCUAGUGAAGAAAUGGAGGCCGAAAGUAUUGAUGAACCCACGCUGAUCGUGUCAAAAAGCACCAUAAAAGAAGACGUACAAAACGGCGAGUUAGACCAUGAUGAAAAGAGGCUUCAAAGUGAGCUUGAAAUAAUAGCCGCUUCAGAAAAACUAGCCGAGUGCCAAGAAACCAUUUUAAGCCUCGGGAAACAGUUAAAAGCGUUAGCUUCACCAAGAAACACAUCCGUCCCAGAACAACUUAGUUCUAACCCGACUUACGAAUCCCCACCGCCAACACCACCACCCAUAACCGCUAAAACAAACCACCAGCGGGUCUCUCUACUGGAUAAAAUGAAGGCGGACGACGAAGAACAAUCAAAGCCCAAAGAGAUUACGCGUACCAUAACAUCACCGGCGGUCAUGGAUGGUAAUGCUAAGGAUGUGAAAGUCAUAUCCCCACAGAGGUUUAUGAGUGUAAAUGGAAUUAAACAUCAAGAAGAUGAAGAAGCUUUGGUAAAUUUUCUGUCUAUUGUUCCCAGUAAGAAGAAAAAGGGUGGAAUGCUGAGGAAAUUACUUUGGAGAAAGAAAAAAAGUAACAAGUGAAAAUUAGUGUGGUCCUUGUAUUAAUUAGUAGUGUGGGAAUAAUGUGAUUUGGUUUUGACUAUAAUUUCUUCAGAGAGAGAGAGAGAGAUGGUGUUUUUUGUGCUAAUGUGAUGUGUACAUAUAACUGUAACAUAAAGAAAUGGGAUUUGCUUUUUGAAUAAAGAUCUUAUGAUUUUAUCUUGUUAUACAAA